Molecule: messenger RNA, 1461 nt
Organism: Chenopodium quinoa (quinoa)
Lineage: Eukaryota; Viridiplantae; Streptophyta; Magnoliopsida; Caryophyllales; Amaranthaceae
Exons: 3
Coding region: 374-937 (187 amino acids)
Source: RefSeq, a predicted model, not a curated record
CCCAGAUGAAGUAGCAUGGCUUAGAGUCACUAUACCAGACCCUGACCUACACAAAGUUAAUGCAUACAUUGGCUGUCUAGGUUGUGGAAAGCAAACACACUUUCCUGUGGGAACUACCUUUCCUUGCAUCUCUUGCAAAAAAGGAGAAACUACUGCUGGUUACAGAGUGACUUUCAAGUUCGACGCUGCUGAUGAAAGUGGCACAAUGUCGUUUACAGCAUUUAAUGAUGACACAGAAAGGCUUUUCCGAAAAAAAGCAAAUGACAUUUGGAAUAUUAAAAGCACUGGAAAUUUGGAAGCUUUUACAGUGGUGCAGAAAAUGCUUUCCACUAAGCCAUUCUUCGUCCAAGUAACUCCUACAUAGGAGUUAGCCAUGAAUAACGUAUUGCUUUGGACUCUAAAAAGUAUUGAUGUAGGGGAUGAUGAACCAAGUACUCAGAUCCCAGCUUCAUUGGUGCCUAUGACUUGCACUACCAACACAGAGCAGCAUUAUGCUUCAUCUUAUGCGCCCACAGCUAAGGCCCAUGGAAAAGCACCUAUUGUGUCUGAACCAGAUUUCAAUGCUGAUUUCAACUCAAACAGUGCAACAACAUUUGAUGAAGCUUUUGCUGAAGCAAUGCAAUUUCAGGAGAUCAGAAUGACUUCACAAGCAUUUGAUACAGAUUGUUUUGAUAUUCCAGAUCAGCCACCAAGCAAGGGCAUUGUCAUUUCAGAAUCACCAGAACCAGCUGCUGAGCUACCUACCUGGGCCAAACUUUCUCGCCCACGAAGCAAUGCGAAGAAUCAAAAAACAAUCAGUGAAGAUGUGGACAUGGAAACGGAAGAUGAAGACCAUGUUCCUAGGAAGAAACUCCGUACAGCUCUUUUCAAGGACAAUGCUGGAAAAGAUAUUGCCGAGAACAAGGAUUCUGCUACCUCCAACCUCAAUGAUGCAUAAUGAAAGCAAAUUAUAGUUCAUGGAAAUGCAGCAGCUUUUGCCAUUAAGUUGUAGUUCUUAAGUAUCAAAGUUAGACAAGGAGUCAGCUUCUUUUGGGUGUUUAGAAGGAACAUUUUGCUCACCUUGUGUUCCCUAUAAACAUCAUUUAUGUAUAUAGUAAUGCAGUAAUGUAGUAAGACAUGUUAUGAAAUAAGUGUAAGCUUUUGGGAAUACUACUUUAAGUCAGUAUGUAUCAGCUGUAGUGUGGAUGUUUAUGGUAUCAGCUUGAACAUUAUAAUAUGGCAGUAUUGUAUAUAUUAAUAUCCUUAAAUUAUGAUAUCUAUUUAUAAUAUAAGAAAAAGUUAUUUAAUUUUCCUGAUUUCUUACUUACUUGACUAUGCAACUUAUUCUUUACAAUUUCCUUCUUCACUUAGAUAAAAAAACCAAUAAAACUCAGUAUCUGACAUUUAUAUUCCAAACCUGAGAAAUACAUUUAUGUAUCGAUAAAUAUUAUCCGCACUUGCACCAGAUAUUUCUCAACAGAG